CCUAAAGGGAACAGAUGGGAUGGGCCUGGGCACUGCUGAGCCAAGAUGAGGGGAAGUAGAGCUUACCGCUCAGGUCCCCCUCGCCAAUUGAAACAAACACCCUCUGACAUGCCCCGGAUGCUGUUGCUCAUCGUUAUCAUGGUCCAUCCAGGAUCCUGUGUUCUCUGGGUGUUCCAGCCCCCUGAGAUUCGUACCCAGGAGGGCUCUGCUGCCCUCUUGCCCUGCUCCUUCAAUGCCAGCAGAGGGAGACUGGCCAUUGGCUCUGUCGCGUGGUACCGAGACAAGGUGGCCCCAGGGAAGGAAGUGAGGAAUGAGACGCCAGAGUUCAGGGGCCGCCUGGCCCCUCUUGCCUCUUCCCGUUUCCUCUGUGACCACCAGGCUGAGCUGCACAUCUGGGAUACCCAAGACUGUGACACUGGAGUCUACGUGUGCAGGGUGGAGGUGCUGGGUCUUGGUGCUGGAACAGGGAAUGGGACUCUGCUGGUGAUAGAAAAAGGACCUCCUUGGCUGGGGGCCAGCACAGUCCUCCUCCUUCGGGCGGCAUUCUAUGCCUUCAGCUUUAUCUCUGUGGCCAUGGGCAGCACCAUCUAUUACCAAGGCAAAUGCCACUGUCACCUGGGAACAUGCUGCCACUCCUCAGAUGGCCUCUGAUGAGUGAUUCGAGACCUCAGCCAUCCCAACCCUCUUCAAGAGACCCCAAUAAAUCCUUCUCUGCCCCACCACUAA
This is a messenger RNA of Prionailurus viverrinus (fishing cat), 726 nucleotides long. RefSeq names its product natural cytotoxicity triggering receptor 3 (gene NCR3). The transcript is spliced from 5 exons. Gene Ontology annotation, biological process: natural killer cell activation; positive regulation of natural killer cell mediated cytotoxicity; immune response-activating cell surface receptor signaling pathway. Bases 46 to 651 code for a protein of 201 amino acids. The record is from RefSeq and is a predicted model, not a curated record. Lineage: Eukaryota; Metazoa; Chordata; Mammalia; Carnivora; Felidae.